AUGCCCAGUGACAGCCACACAGACGACCUAAGUGUCAGACAGCCGAAGCGACGCGGACGCAGCAGCACCCGCGACUACGAGGACUUUGACCUGAGCCCGAAACCCCACAGCCACAGCCACACCCACCGCUCCAGCAAACGGACCGGUUCGCACCGGGACUCCAAGGGCCACAAGGACAAACGCGACCGAGAUAGUGCCGGGACUGAUCUGAACGGCAAGCACGGGAGAGACAGGGCCGGAGGACAGGUGCAUGAGGGCAUGGGGGUAGAUAUGGCGGGUGGGGCAGGGGGUGGGCCACGGUCUGGGCGACGGCGCAGUAGUCGCGGGGAGGGAGAGGGCCGCAGCCGUAGCAAGGACAAGCGCCAGAAGCGUAGCAAGCAGCGGUGAUAGGGGGUGGAUCAGAGCGGUUAGGUGCGUGGGGGGGGGGGGGUAAGGGGGUAUGGUGGGGUGCACGAGUAGCUUAGUAGCGCAUGGGCAAGUACUAUAGAGACGAGUGCCCAUGUGUGGUAAGUAGGUAGGUAGGGAUAUCUACGGGCUGUAGGAGCGCGUGUGCUUGUACUGCAAGAACGUCGGGAUUUGUGAAGUGAGGACUUUUGGGCCCAUUCCCGAGGGGAAGCUUCCGGAUAGGGUGAGAUGGGGGAGAGGGGGGGGGGUAGGGUAGAUGCGGGACUAGCUCAAAACACACUAGAAGCCGUGAUGAAGGUGGUGGGUAGAUGGAUAUGUUUGUGUAUACAUGGGCAGAAGCAUGUGCGGUGGUAGGUAUAUGUAUGUCAUGUGUGUGCGCAUACCUACCGCAAGGACGAGUGGAUCAGUGCGAGUGGUCAGUGGAAAAGUGAAAAGAUGGGACGGGCAAAGUGUAGGCCAAUUCAGAGUAGCCGGUCGGUGUACAUCCGAAGGCGUUGCCUAGCAACUACAUGCCUGAAGCCGCUUCGAUUGAACCGCCAACCCACUCGACAGGAAUGUAGGGUACGCUUACAGGCACUCGAAUGGAUGUGCUCUGCACCUUUAUCUACCUGAAUGCAUGUGUCCCUGUAUAGAGCAUAGAGCAAUACACCUACCACAUAGAAAAAGCUCGUGCGCUUCACGGUGUAGGUAGGCUCGGUAUAAGUAGGCAUAUGAGUGCUGCGUCUGAGGCCCAUGGGUGAUAGCAUAUCACCUGUAGGAGGCGUGUCGACAGACUCGGGUGACAUCAGUCUGUUGGCGGGGCUAUGCGUAUAUGGGUACUUGAUACCAAUCACCACAACCCCCCAGUCUGUGAACCCCAAGAAGCCUGUAGAUGAAUAGAGGCUUGGGAGCAUGCCGCAAUGCGCAUCCGCCUAUGUGCACGCUGUAUAGUAGACAAAUAGGGAGGAGUCCUAGACGAGAGAGGUAUCACUUAGUAGGCGAUCAUUAAGUGCUGGAAUGCGUGCGACCGCGUAUCAAAAGAACUAUCGUGUGGGAUCAGUUCGGUACAUGGGAGCCAUACCUGAGAAGUGGGCACGUAUUUGAGAAGUUGCUGUGGAUGUGGAUGGUUACCGCACUGUGGGGGAAGUGCUAUGGCUAGCGUCUCCGAGCCCUCCAGCAAAGUACCGAACUUAUGCAAAACUUCACAUUCGCUAGACUACUUGCACAGUUGCACGCUCCGUAAGCUUAACGUUUUCAUCCCGCCUAGAGUGAUAGCCCAAAGCGACACCGCCAAGGUUUCCACUGACCACGCCUAUACUAACCUUCAGUCCAACCACACGGUCUCCACUAACCACGCCUAUACCAACCUUCAGUCCAGCCACUGAGAUCUGCUUAGUCGGCUGUGUGAUAGACCCGCGUGUUUGGGUCUCUAUAGCGACGGUACAGACGUUGGCAGUGCUCGACACCCCACUGCCAGUGCAAUAAACAAGAAAUUGCAAGUUAAAUACUAGAAGUGUGAUGUGAGAUAGGACCAGGUGGCCUCGAUUCAUGCGGCAAGGCUUGCACCAUCCGGCGUGCAGUAUGUAGCGGAUCAGACGAUUCGUUCUUUAAACACAAUGAAACACAUUGAAA
Messenger RNA from Sphaeroforma arctica JP610, 2016 nucleotides. RefSeq lists its product as hypothetical. NCBI's taxonomy places the organism in Eukaryota, Ichthyosporea, Ichthyophonida. Bases 1 to 387 code for a protein of 128 amino acids. The record is from RefSeq and is a predicted model, not a curated record. The transcript has a single exon.